Messenger RNA from Pungitius pungitius (ninespine stickleback), 3537 nucleotides. It is a transcript of the gene appl2, whose product is annotated as adaptor protein, phosphotyrosine interaction, PH domain and leucine zipper containing 2. Gene Ontology annotation, biological process: signaling. The record is from RefSeq and is a predicted model, not a curated record. Bases 84 to 2081 code for a protein of 665 amino acids. Gene Ontology annotation, molecular function: protein binding. NCBI's taxonomy places the organism in Eukaryota, Metazoa, Chordata, Actinopteri, Perciformes, Gasterosteidae. Gene Ontology annotation, cellular component: endosome membrane; cytoplasm. The transcript has 21 exons.
CACUCGCGCAGAGGCUUCUGGGAAACCGAGUCAUCGCUCUUAAUCAUUCAUGCUCCCAUUCCUCCUCGUCCACCUCUAACAAGAUGCCCGCCGUUCAUCACAAACUGCUCCUGGAGGACGCUUUGCAGGACAGUCCUCAGACUCGCUCCCUGCUCAGCGUGUUUGAGGAGGAUGCCGGGAUGCUUACAGACUACACCAACCAGCUGCUGCAGUCGAUGCAGCGUGUGUUCGGAGCUCAGAGUGAGAUGGGAUUGGCCACGGAGCAGCUCUCCAAGCAACUUCUGGAUUAUGAGAAGAAAAACUUUGCCCUCGGAAAAGGUGACGAAGAAGUGAUAUGCACGCUGCAGGACUUUGCCAAAACUGUAGGGGAGCUGAAUUCUCUCCACUCUGAGCUAGCAAACCAGAUGGCUGACGGCAUGGUUUUCCCCUUGAUCCAGUUCAGAGAGAAGGACCUUACUGAGAUAAGCACACUGAAGGAAAUAUUUGGCAUCGCCACCGACGAGCACGAGGCUGCUAUGGUCAAAUACAGCCGAUUGCCCAAGAAGAAGGAGAAUGAGAAGCUGAAGUCCGAUUUGGUGAAGGAGGUGGCGUACACUAGAAGGAAGCAGCACCAGGCCUCUCUGCAGUAUUACUGCGCCCUCAACGCCCUGCAGUAUCGCAAGAGAGUAGCGAUGCUGGAACCCAUGCUCGGCUACACACAGGCACAGAUCAGCUUCUUCAAGAAAGGCAUCGAGCUGAUGUCAAAGAAGAUGGACAACUGUCUGUCCUCUGUGUCUGACAUGACUCAAAGUAUCCAGGCGCAGCUCGACAUCGAGGCCGAAGCCAUGCGCGGGUCCCAGAGGGAGUUUCUGUCCGUGGAGGACACUGUCUACAUGCCAGACAAGGACAUCGAGCCCGUCAAUCGCACACUCAUCCAGAAGGCUGGCUACCUCAACAUCAGGAAUAAAACCGGGCUGGUGACCACAGCGUGGGACCGACUGUAUUUCUUCACGCAGGGGGGGAACCUCAUGUGUCAGCCGCGGGGGGCGGUGGCGGGGGGCAUGGUGCUGGACCUGGACAACAGCUCCGUCAUGGCUGUGGAGUGUGAAGACAGACGCUACUGUUUUCAAAUAACCUCCCCCUCAGGCAAAACAUCAAUGAUUCUACAAGCUGAGGGCAAAAGGGAAUAUGAAGAAUGGAUUUGUACUGUGAACAACAUCUCCAGACAGAUCUACCUGACUGACAACCCAGAGGCCGUGGCCAUCCGACUGAACCAGAGCGCCAUCCAGGCCGUCACCCCCAUCACCAGCUUUGAGAAGAGACCCGAGGGCUCGCCCAACCCCGACAGAGCGAAGCCGGGAGGUGUAUACGUUACCAGCAGCGGUACCCAGAAGACGGGGGCCGCUCCGGAACCAGAAGACCUGAUAGCCCCAGGGACGCCCAUUCAGUUUGACAUCAUGCUGCCGGCCUCGGAGUUCCAGGACCAGAACAGGGCCGGGGGCAGACGCACAAAUCCGUUUGGGGAAACGGACGAUGAUUGUUCAACGGAAACUGACGACUCCCUCCUGCAGCAAGUUUUCGCCGUGCGCUUCCAAGGCUCGAUGGCGGUGCGCUGCGGCAACAAUCAGGAGGUGAUCUACGAGGCCAUGAGGCAGGUGUUGGCUGCCCGAGCCAUCCACAACAUCUUCAGGACCACCGAGUCCCACCUCAUGGUCACCAGCAGUAGCCUCAGGUUGAUCGACCCUCAGACUCAAGUUACAAGGAUAAGUUUCCAGCUCGGCGACGUGUGCCAGUUUGCCGCCCACCAAGAGAACGGGAGGCUGAUGGGGUUCGUGGUGGAGGGCAGGGACUGGAGUGACGGAGAGGAGGGGGGCGAGCCUUCGUUCAGCGCCUUUGUUUUUGAGAGCAACACAGAGGGCGAAAAGAUCUGUUACACCAUAAACUUGGCAAAGGACAUUACAGAAGCCAAGAAGGACCCAGAGGCCCUGGCCCAGCUGAUGAAGAACAUGCCUCUGACCAAUGAUGGUAAAUUCCUGCUGCUGGAGCCUGAGACCGGCGACACGAGCAACGGAGCAGAAGAAGACCUGGAGUCUGAAGCCUGAACCCAUUUAGGACCAAAAAUCAAAAGACCAGGACUCAGGUCCACCAUCUCCUCCGGGGGGGGGAGGGGAAGGCUUCUUCUGGCUGGACAUCGUGACUCGUUCUAACAGCCACAGUAGAGAGUGUAGUUCACUUACCCUGUGUUACUAGAUCUCCAGUCGUCCCAUCCAACGUGUGCUCCAUUAGUUUUGCUUUUCGAGGGGCGGACUGUAGCGUGGGUCUUAGGUUUUGGUUUUUAGUGGGUGGUGCUUCCAUCCGAAGGGACCCUUUUACAGGUACGGAUUAUAUAUCAUUGCCAUUUAACAGAAGGCGGGGACUCAUUUGUUCAGUUUCUGGGUUUACAUAGUUGAGAGUUUCUUCUCUUACUUUGUUUUACAGAUUAACUUGAUUGAAACACUCAUUAUUUACAGUUUCCUUUUGUACAAAAACAUUAUUGCAAUUCCAAGGUGAUCUGUUUGAUAACAGCGCAGUACUUAAGACAUAAGACUAUGGAUCUUAGACUCUAUAAAAUAAAAAUGAAGGACACUAGUUAAAGUAAUCACAGAUCCUUUUAGCAUUGCUAUUGUUACUCUGGGUCCUUUUAGCAUUAAAAUAACCUUUUUGCACUCAUGCCACUUUCAGGUUGCACACACGAGGCAUCUUGACAUGCUCCGACAUUCCCAUUAAACUGAAUUGAUGUCAUUGACCAGUACAAAACGUCCUAGAUGGUCUGUAUGCAACGUCUUGAGUGUCCUUGAGCAGCCCAAACGAUCUUUGGUGACAUUAGAACGUUGUGCUGCGUUUCUUGGACUCUUAUGUAAAUACGAACUGUUUGAGUGUCUCGGAUGUGCUGUUUAAUCAGAGUUGGCUUCAUUAAGAGCUUUCAGAGUCCACAUGCUCGGACUGGUGCGGUGCAUGAUUAAAUGAUGCUGUGUGCUCUCUCUCUCUCUCUGUCUGUCCCUCUGAAUAAUAUUUUAAACAAGAAAAGGUUUUUUUAAAUCAGUGAAAUGUUAACGCGUGUAGGCCGUCCCUGGGGGGGGGGGGCUUCAUUAUGCACUCAUUGAGAAGCAACUGGCCCGAUGCUUCUACAUAUGAAUAAUAAACAGAGGGGGAAGCGACUGGUCCGUGAAAGCCUGCCUUUCCUCGUGUUUUUGUACUCUAAUUCAGACGCGGUCAAAGCCACCAACUUUACUUUUUCUACUCUACACCAGAGCUCUUUGUAAAAUGAUUAAACAAGGAAGGAUUUUAAAUCAAGGACCCCUCAAAUUAGCUAUGAUUUUUGACUGCUUGUGAUGCGCUUUCUGGUGUAAAGUUGAACAGAUACAUUUAUUCAGUCGUCUUAACUCUACCAGACCUUAAACAUGUGUUUCUCUAAAUGAACUGUGGCUUAAAGCGUAGGCAGUUAACCAUUUCUUUCGUUUUGCCUGUUUUACGUGUGCAUUGGCUCUUGGGACUAUAAAGAAAAUGUUGUCCAUCCAA